Molecule: messenger RNA, 4108 nt
Organism: Ananas comosus (pineapple)
Lineage: Eukaryota; Viridiplantae; Streptophyta; Magnoliopsida; Poales; Bromeliaceae
Product: kinesin-like protein KIN-4A
Exons: 25
Coding region: 541-3654 (1037 amino acids)
Biological process (GO): microtubule-based movement; mitotic spindle organization
Molecular function (GO): microtubule motor activity; microtubule binding; ATP binding
Source: RefSeq, a predicted model, not a curated record
UGUAGCAGGAACAGUGGUAAUAAUAAACAGUUAGCACACCUCCAUGCUUCAGCUACACUUCUCUCCCCAAAUAUUCCUCAUUCUCAAACCCUUCUCCACCUCUCUCUCUCUCUCUCUCUCUCUCUAUCUAAUCUUUUUUCCCAGGGAAAACUCCUUGAAAGAGAAGGAAAAAAGAAAAGGGACACAUUUGGUUAAAGAGUACUCCAAAGUUUUGCUCUUCCUCACCAACCAUCACCUCCACCACCUCCACCUCUCUCCUCCUCCCUCCUCCCUCCUCCUCCACCAUUACCACCACCAUCAUCAUCUCCUUCUCCAACUCCCAUUUGGUGGUCUACAGGGGCUUGUUGUGCAAUCCAAGGAAGAAUCAUAGCAGUUGUUGCUCCCUCUCCCUCUCCCUUUGCUGCUACUUCCUCUCUCCGAGUUCAACCACCCAUCUCCUAUUUCACUCCUGUACCACCCUCUCUUCCUCCGGCAAUCCUUGGCCUCCCCUUUCGGAUUUUGAUGGUUUUUGGAGUGUAAUUUUGGUAGCAAAUUGGGAAGAUGACGAUGGAUAAUGGAGAGGAUUGCUGCGUGAAGGUCGCGGUCCACAUCAGGCCGCUUAUCGGAGACGAGAAGCUGCAGGGAUGCGAGGAUUGCGUUACUGUCGUGCCCGGAAAGCCGCAGGUGCAAAUUGGCACCCAUUCUUUUACCUUCGAUCAUGUUUAUGGGAGCACCGGUUCUCCAUCAUCUACCAUGUUCGAAGAAUGUGUUGCCCCGCUCGUUGAUGGUCUGUUUCAAGGAUAUAAUGCAACUGUUCUUGCAUACGGUCAGACUGGGUCAGGAAAAACAUAUACAAUGGGGACGUCAUGUAGGGACGGCUCUCAUACUGGACUUAUUCCUCAAGUUCUGAAUGCAUUAUUCGACAAGAUCGAUACCUUGAAGAAUCAAGUAGAGUUCCAGUUACGAGUCUCUUUCAUUGAGAUUCUGAAAGAAGAGGUACGGGACUUGUUAGAUCCUGCAUCUUCUCCUAGCAAAGUCGAAAACGGCAAUGGACAUGUGGGGAAGCUAACAGUACCUGGGAAACCUCCUGUACAAAUCCGUGAGGCAUCGAAUGGGGCAAUAACACUUGCUGGGUCUACUGAAAUUAAUGUUAGUACUCAAAAAGAAAUGGCUGCAUGCUUGGAGCAAGGUUCAACAAAUCGAGCUACUGGAAGUACAAACAUGAACAACCAGUCAAGCCGUUCCCAUGCUAUCUUCACAAUCACAUUGGAGCAGAUGCGCAAACUCGAUCCAAUUAUGACUUCUGAUGGCUCCAUGAUCGAGGAUCUGAAUGAAGACUACCUCUGUGCAAAGCUUCAUUUGGUAGAUCUUGCUGGAUCAGAACGGGCUAAGAGAACUGGUUCAGAUGGUCUUAGGUUUAAGGAAGGUGUUCAUAUCAACAAAGGACUCUUAGCUCUAGGCAAUGUCAUAAGUGCUCUUGGAGAUGAGAAGAAGAGGAAAGAAGGUGCUCAUGUCCCUUAUCGUGAUAGCAAACUGACCCGGCUCUUGCAGGAUUCUCUAGGUGGAAAUAGCAGGACAGUAAUGAUAGCUUGUAUCAGCCCAGCAGAUAUAAAUGCAGAGGAAACUCUAAACACACUGAAAUAUGCUAAUCGUGCUCGGAACAUUCAGAAUAAGCCCAUAGUAAAUAGAAAUCCAAUCUCUGACGAGAUGCAAAGGAUGCGUCAGCAAAUUGAAUUCUUGCAGGCUGAGCUGGUUUCUGCUCGUGGAGGAGUUGCGUCUGAUGAAACUCGGAUUCUCAAGGAAAGGAUUUCUUGGCUGGAGGCUACCAAUGAAGACCUCUGUAGGGAACUGUAUGGUUACCGCAUUCAAUCUCCUCACAGUGAUCAUCAUGAAACAGAUAGCCGAAAAGGCGGAAGCAUAAAAGCAGAAGGGUUGAAAAGGAGCCUGCAAAGCACAGAGACAUUUGAUUUCCCAAUGGCUGAUGCUCUAAGAGCAGGUGAUAAUUCUAAGGAAAUUGAUGAUGAAGUAGCUAAGGAAUGGGAACAUACAAUGCUGCAAGAUAGCAUGGGCAAGGAGUUGAAUGAGUUAAAUAGGCGAUUGGAGCAAAAGGAGUCUGAGAUGAAAAUGUUUGAAGGGUUCAACACACUUGCUCUUAAGCAGCAUUUUGGAAAGAAGAUCAUGGAGCUUGAAGAAGAGAAAAGAGCUGUGCAGCAAGAGAGAGACCGGUUGUUGGCUGAAGUGGAAAACCUUGCUGCUAACUCAGAUGGCCACAUGCACAGGCCUCCAGAUAUUCAUUCUCAGAAACUGAAGUCCCUUGAAGCACAGAUUUUGGACCUUAAAAAGAAGCAAGAAAACCAAGUUCAGCUUUUGAAGGAAAAGCAAAGGAGUGAUGAGGCAGCCAAAAAGUUGCAAGAAGAAAUUCAAUUUAUUAAGUCUCAAAAGGUUCAAUUGCAACACAAGAUAAAACAAGAAGCAGAACAAUUCCGUCAAUGGAAGGCUUCUCGUGAAAAGGAAUUACUCCAGUUGAGGAAAGAGGGGAGGAGAAAUGAGUAUGAACGACAUAAACUUCAGGCAUUGAAUCAGCGGCAGAAAAUGGUUCUUCAAAGGAAGACAGAAGAGGCUGCCAUGGCUACCAAGAAGUUAAAAGAAUUGCUAGAAGCUCGCAAAUCCUCAGCACGUGAUACCUCUGUUAUUGCAAAUGGUAACUCUCCCAGCUCUCAGAUGAGUGAAAAGUCCCUGCAACGAUGGCUAGAUCAAGAGCUUGAAGUCAUGGUACAUGUCCAUGAAGUUCGGAACGAAUACGAGAAACAAAGUCAAUUACGAGCUGCAUUGGCGGAGGAGCUUGCUAUUUUGAAGCAAGAGGAGGCAAUUUCUGGGGGAGCUAGCCCUCCGAGAGGAAACAAUGGAACUUCUAGGGUGUCCACCAUGUCACCAAAUGCAAGAUUAGCCAGAAUAGCAACACUUGAGAGCAUGGUGAGCAUUUCUUCAAAUACUCUCGUAGCGAUGGCUUCCCAACUUUCUGAGGCUGAGGAAAGAGAGCGUGCAUUUACUGGGCGUGGCCGAUGGAAUCAACUGCGAUCAAUGGGGGACGCAAAGAAUUUGCUUCAGUACAUGUUCAACGUGGCAGCUGAUGCAAGGUGCCAGGUGAAGGAAAGGGAAAUCGAGAUGAAGGAACUGAAGGAACAACUGAAUGAGCUUGUUGGUAUUCUUCGUCACAGCGAAGCACGAAGAAGAGAGGUGGAAAAACAGCUGAAAUUGAAAGAGCAAGCACUCACAAGUGCAUUAGCCGCAUCAUCUCAGGCCAACUCAAAUGGCUCAAUGAAGCACUCUGUCGAAGAAAACAACACACCGCUUUCUCCAGUUGCAGUUCCUGCACAGAAACAGCUCAAGUACUCUGCUGGCAUUGCUAAUAGCCCGAGCAAGGGGAGCAACACAUUCAACAACAAGCCAUUGAAGAUGGUCCCAAUUGGGCAAUUGUCUAUGGAGAAGAAGAAACUCGCUGUAGUCGGACAUGCGGGAAGGCUUUGGAGAUGGAAAAGGAGCCAUCAUCAAUGGCUAUUGCAGUUCAAGUGGAAAUGGCAAAAGCCCUGGAGACUGUCUGAAUUAAUCCGACAUAGCGAUGAAACGAUCAUGAGGGCGAGGCCGAGACCUGCGUCUCUUCGUAAAGUGAAGUGAAACCCACCUUCUCUCUCUUCUCUAUUUUGUUUGACAAGUUUCCCGCCCCACACGGCUAACUACUUUCCCAAGUUAACAAAGCAAGCCUUGACGAAAUCUCCUUCGAGCUUUUUUUUCUACGUAGCCAAGGGAUCGACUUUGUAUAUGUUGAUAGGAUAUUGCUUUAGAUGUAAAUUUCAAGCAUAUAGUAAGUGUACAUGCUUAUAAAGAAGGAUAUAAAAGUUUUCAUCAAUAAAGAGAUGUCGGGGGGCUAGUGAGUUACGGGUGUGUCGGUUUGGUUUUUUUGGUGUCUAAGUUUGAAUUCAAAGGAAACAUAAAGUGAUUUUCUGAUGCUGUUGUGCUCCCCUGAAAGAUUGUUGGAGUUGGUCUUAUUUUUCAAAAUUGUAAUCCUGAUUAUUUUGCUUCUAGAGUGAGAAGUGGUUUAUAAUUUACUUUGUGAAUUCUUUGUGAUACA